Molecule: messenger RNA, 5400 nt
Organism: Prinia subflava (tawny-flanked prinia)
Lineage: Eukaryota; Metazoa; Chordata; Aves; Passeriformes; Cisticolidae
Gene: RFXAP
Product: regulatory factor X associated protein
Exons: 4
Coding region: 1-936 (311 amino acids)
Biological process (GO): regulation of transcription by RNA polymerase II
Cellular component (GO): nucleus
Source: RefSeq, a predicted model, not a curated record
AUGCAGUAUGCCCCAGCUUCUUCCCCCCCGCGCCCCCAGGGGCGGAGCCGCCAUUACCGGGGCCCCUCCCCCGAGCACGGCCGGGGCGCGUGCGCGGAGCGCGCGGCGCCUGCGCGCGGGCGGCGCGGCGGAGGCGCGGGCGCGGCGCGCGCCGGGACCGGCCGGGCCGGCACCGCCGCCCUGCAGGACAGCCCCGGCGCCGCUCCCGCCUCCGCCGCUUCCCCCUCCUCCUCCUCCUCGUCGCCGCCGCAGCAGCAGCAGCAGCUGACGCUGCUCGUGAUGCAGCCGGGCGGCGGCGAGGAGGCGGCGGCCGGGGCGGCGGGGGUGGUGCUGCAGCCGAGCGCCGACCCGCAGCUGCCGCCCUCCGCUAGCGGCGGCCUCAUGGUGUUCUACGAGCUGGGGACCGCGGCCGAGAUCGAGCUGGUGGAGGAGGAGGCCGAGGCGGCGGGCGGCGAGAGCACGGCCAGCCUGGAGGAGCUGGAGGAGGAGGAGGUGGCGGCGGCCGCCAGCGGCGAGGCGGCGGCGGGCGGCGAGUGCAAGAGCUGCACGUACGAGGGCUGCAGCGAGACCACCACGCAGGUGGUGAAGCAGCGCAAGCCCUGGAUGUGCAAGCGGCACCGCAACAAGAUCUACAAGGACAAGUACAAGCGCAAGAAGAGCGACCAGGCCCUGGGGGGCGGCGGGGCGGCGGCCGCGGGGGGCGGCCCGCGGGCCGAGGAUAGUGUUGAAGGUUCAGUGUCUGUUGCGAAGCAGAGAUCAGGAUCCGUUGGAGAUCGCCCAGCAAGACCUACUCUUCUAGAACAAGUAUUGAAUAAAAAGAGGCUGUCCCUACUCAGAAGCCCAGAAGUAGUGCAAUUUCUACAGAAACAACAGCGACUGUUAAGUCAACAAGCUUUGGAACAAAGGCAGCAACAGUUUCAAGGAGCACCUGGGUGAUGAGGAAAGAUUGAUGAUCUGCAGAUGAGUCUGGUGCUGAUGGAGGGACAGGAUCUGUAUUUUGUACAAAUACAAACAAUCUCAAUGUUUAAACAAAAAUGGAAGUUGCUGUUGUUAUGUAUUUGUUUCCUGUUUGCACUUUGGAGGUUUUGAGCUUCUUGGGUGUCUGCAAACUUGUGAGCAAAUCAUAGAAUGGCCUGAGCUGUGUUAUGGAAGCUUCCCAGUCUGACCAUUCAAGAGACUCUCUGACAGUCACUCUCCCAGUGCCAGAGACGUCUGGGACCAAAGCUCCUUCACUGCAGGUAGCUCCACUGAUCUGAGAGGUGCCACACUUGACUCUCUGCACACCCAGCUCAAAGUCAGACCAGGUUUCCUGACUGGUUCGACCCCAGGUCUCAGACAUCUGAUUCCAUAAAGCAAUUUAUUAGCAGUGUAAUAACAGAAACAGCUGGCUGGUGCCUCUGAGGAGGGAUCUCAGACAAAGGAGCUCCUGGGCUUUUAUACCAUCACAGUCUAAGGCAAGCCUCACUCUUCCUCCUGAGUCUUCCAUUCCUACCCUGUCCCUGUGUCUAUUCACCUGGUAGCCCCUCAUCUUCCUGCCUUUUGUUGUGCAAAGAGUUGGCAGGUCACUGCCUCCUGUCUUUACUCCCACCCAGAGCUCAAUUUGCGUGUCAAUCUGCAGCUUACAAAUCAGCUACCUGCACCAGAGGCAUUCCUCAUCAGUUGGAAGGGACACCUUUCAUAAGGCCAGCUUGCUCAGAGCACUGUCCAGCCUGGCCUUGAAUGCUUCCUAGGGAGGGGCUAUACAUACCCAACUUUUCUGAGCAACCUGUUCCAGUGUCUGGCUACCCUCACAGGAAAGAAUUUCUUCCUAAUACCUAAUCUAAAUCUACUCUCAGUGUGAACCCAUUGCCCCUUUCCUGUCCCUACAUGCCCUUGUAAAAAAAUCCCUCCUAUCUUUCCUGUACACUCCCUUCAGGUAAUGGAAGAUGGCAUUUUGAAUACCCUGAAGCCUUCUCUUUUCCAGGCUGAACAAUCCCAAUUCUCUUAGCCUUUCCUCAUAGGAGAGAUCUUCUUUUAAUCAACUUCUGACCCAUCUCUGGAUUUGCUGUAACAGGUGGAUGUCCUUCCUGUGUUGUAGGUUCCAGAGCUGGAUGCAGUCCACCGGAUGAGGUUUCACCAGAGCAGAGAGGCUGUGAUGGGUUGACCUUGGCUGGACAUACAGAUGUAUAAAUUUUCAUUACCUGCUAUCCCCUGUCCUUUCACAGGUAUUAUUAUCCUAUCUCAGGAGUAUCCUCCACCCCUCCAGAUGUCCAGAAUCAGGCCAUGACCUGGGCUAGAUUCCAUCAAGAUAGGUGCUCAGGGCAGGAGAAGCAGCACACUUAAUUACUGGGCAACAGCAUUGACUCUGUGCCUCCCACUAUCUUUAUUCCUCACAAAAUUCAUGCUUCAUCAGUUCAUGUCAUUUUUGCUGCUUUACUUUUGCAACAUACAACUUAUAUCACAAAUAAUUUCCCCCCAAGGUUAAAUCUCCUUGGAGCACACACCGGGUCUCCCCAUCCUUCUGCAUUACCUGUCACAGCUGAGUUAGCCACGAAACUCAGUGCUUCAAUAAAACUUCAGAAGGCUUCAGCCAUCAGCACCUUGUUAUUUAAAAGGCUCUCAUACCUUAUCUCUGUUGCAAUCCCAUGGGCAGCUCCAGCUCUUUCUCUCUGCUCUCGCACGCAGCUCAGCUCUCUCCUCCCCUGCCUCCUCACAGCACGAUCAUCAGACUCCAACUGCGGAUUCUCUCUUUUAUCACACCCAUGGGGGUGAGGGCAAGGCUGUUCCCACUCUUGGGUAAUUAUCACAGCUGCAAUGUAUUGGGGGCAAGAUUGCCUUCAGCACUACCUCUGUCUUGUCUUCCCACAGUUACCCACCAGGUACACCCAGGUGUCUGAGCAAAGACAAUCCCAUGAAGGGGUUUGCCUUUCCCUAUAGGGAGAGAAAUCCUGAUUUUCCCAGCCACUUCCCCUGUAUAAUAUGGGGACCUUAUCUCCUCCCGCAGUGUGUAGGGGUUUUGUGUGGGCAGGACUAGAGAGGUUUUCAGAUCCCCUGGUGUUAACCAGCCAAGUAGCUUCUGUUAAAUAUGCAUCCCAAACCUUCCAUGCCCCAUUACCUGACACUCUUAACACAGUCUUCAGCUGUCCAUUAUGCCACACAAUCCUUUCAGAGGCUUACGGGUGAUCAGGGAUGCGACAUCCACUCAAUGCCAUGGUUUUCUUUGCCCAAGAGUUUAAGAGAUUAUUUUGAAAAUGAGCCCCAUUAUGUGAUUUGAUUCUCUCUGGGGUACCGUGUUGCCACAAAAUGUGUCUCUCAAGACCUGAGAUGGUGUCCUGAGCAGUGGCAGAGGUUUACAGGGGAUGCUGCCAGCCAGCCAGUUGUUGCCUCUACCACAGUGAGUAUGUAAUGCUUGCCUUGGUGUGUUCAUGGCAGUGCUCCAGUUUGCCAGGCCUCACCAUACUGGAAACCCAGCUGCUGCCCUCUAUUCCAGGGAAAGUUUACUUCAGUGGCUUGAUUGAUUGUAGCACAUGCUUCUCAUUCAUGAAUGAUCUGUGCAAUGGCCUCCAUGGUCAGGUCCACCCCUUGAUGAUGAGCUCAUUUGUCUGUUGCAGAUGAUGAUUCAUGGCCCCAUCAGGUAGCCCCUUCCACUCCCAGUCCAAGUGUACUUAAGUUUAUUCAGUUUGGGCAGUCUUAUCUACCUGUUCAUUGUUUUGAUGUUUCUCAGUGGUGUGGUUUUUGGGCACGUGAACAUCUACCUGAUGUACCUUUCUAGUCGUGUUUUUGACCUGUGCACUGAUGUCCUGCCCCAGUGCAGGUGCAGUCCAGCCCAGAUGGGUUUAUCUCUACAUUGCCAAUUGGUCUUCCAUUUUUGCAGUCACCUCCAUAGGGCAUUAGCCACCAUCCAGGAGUCAGGAGGGGGACAGGUCACUUUUCUCAUUCAGCAGUCUGUAGGGCUAGUUUAGAUGGCUUUCACCUCUGCAAACUGGCUUGACUUGCCUGUUCCUUCAGCAGCCUCAAUGACUCCUCCACCUCUGAUGGUUUCCUGCCAUCAGCAGAAUCCAUGACUAAACCGGGCCUAGCCUCUUUCAUCUUCUGGUAACUCAUUAUGUGGGCAUACUUCUUGUGCACAAGUCUCUUUCUCUGGCAAUGCUCCAGAAAUCUUUGCCUUCUGGCCAGUCCAUGAUUUUUUCCAGAAUUCCCAAUUCAGCUCAUGUAACCAGUGCUACCCUCUUAUUCCAUGUAGUACUGGCUGAGUGAUCUGUUAAGGGGAUGUUUCCUUUGAAAUCUGGAGAUGUCUUCUCCAAUUAUUUUUAAAUGUUCAUUUUAAUAUUUAAUUUGUUAAUAAAAAUUUGUUCAUGGUAGCAGUGUUUAGCUGUACACCCUUUCCCUACCAAAGUUAUAAUAAAUUAACAUUUUUCUAUAUAACCAUUUACAGUUAAACAAGUCAGUCUUCGAUGACCAUCAUUGAUGGAAUUCAGUUAAUUUCUGUGGACAUUGUGAAACAAAGUUCUGAAACUGAGCCAGUCUAGUGGCAUUACCUAACAGCAAUAGCUCAGGGAUAUGAGAAAUUUAUGUCCUGUAGAAUCUUGCACUAAAGGCAAAGACAACAUGCCAUCAAGAAGUCAGUCCAGCAGUUCAGAAAAGUACAAGUAGGUGAUCUGUUCAUUACCUUCAAGUUGAGUAGGUUUGAAAUGCUUCAUGUGCAUAGCAUGUAAAAGAAUUUGCAUUUAAAAGUUCCUAAAGUGAUAAAUGGCAAAAAGCUUUAAAAAGUAUUAGGUGAAAAGUAUGAAACUGGGAGUUGGACCUUGUUACACAGAGUUAUUUGAAAUUACUAACUUCUUAUAUGUGAAAUGUAACUUAAUUACAGAUUAGAAUACCACUGAUUUUUAAGAGACUAAAUUAAAUUAAAUUUUAAAGCUUUUAACUCAUAAUAGUAAAUAAUUCAAAAUCUGGUCUUUUUCUUCUUAAAAAGGUAUAGUUAAAAUUCUUUUAUUAAGACAACAGAUCUCUAAUCAGCUGCUGCGCUAGACUUCACAUGUUUUCAGCCAAUUAAAAUGAAUUUAAGAAUCCAACCACUGUAUUAUGUAAGUGUUAAAUCCCAUGUUUUAUUUAUAAAAAAAAAAGUUUUGUAUUAAUCCACAUUUCUGAACAGAGGUUAUCCAAAUGUGUUAGGUGCUUAUUAUCAAGGAGUACUUUUACAUUUCCACAGUUUGAUCCACUAAAUAAUAUCUCUUCAGCAGUAUUGGUUAGUCUUACGGAUUUUUACAAGCUGUGCUUUUUGUAUGUACAAAACUUGUUCUGUAGGGAUUUAUUGUAUUUAGCAUUGUGAAAGUUGUUCUUUAAAAAAGAACUUGAAAAGCUUUGUAUAGACAGUUCUGGACCAACAAGUGAGUAAAACCUUUGUUUUUUCUUUAAAAAGAA